Drosophila persimilis is the source of this 2846-nucleotide messenger RNA. RefSeq lists its product as uncharacterized. The transcript is spliced from 10 exons. Gene Ontology annotation, molecular function: catalytic activity. Lineage: Eukaryota; Metazoa; Arthropoda; Insecta; Diptera; Drosophilidae. The coding region runs from base 442 to 2562 and encodes 706 amino acids. Gene Ontology annotation, biological process: nucleoside metabolic process. The record is from RefSeq and is a predicted model, not a curated record.
AGCAAAUCCGUAGUUCCCCGUGUAGAGUUGGAUGUUUACUUUUGUUUUUUUUUUCGAACCGCACGCACCGACGACGGGUCCACACUUUAUUUCUCUCCAAUUUGUUUUGCCGGCAUUUUGGCGUAAGUGUACUGAGCAGAACUCGACUGUGUGUUUUUUGUUUUGUGCGUGCUGUUCAGUGUAAAAGUAAGAACAAAACCCAUUAAGAAAUAAACAAUAAAAAUAGCCGAAAAAGUACAAACCGGUUGCACAUAUAAUACAAAAAACCAAAAAAAAAACAACAAAAACCACGUCAUUUGCGGACCCUCAACGUUCAACAGCAAUCAACAUCAUCAAGUUUUUCGGGCCCAAGGACAUCCCAUCGCCCAUAUAGACGGUCGGAUCUGAGGAGAGAGAGGGAAUCGAGCUUGGAAUCGGAGACGUAGACGGAACCGUACAAAUAUGUCAGACCGGAGAACUCACACACAGAUGGGGCCGCCGCCGCCGCCCCCCAAGCCAAACAAAUCGCAGACAUCGAAUGGAGGCAACGGCAACGGCAACGGCAGCGCCAAUGGGGUCCUGCCGAAUGGCAACAGCAACAGCAACAACAGUUAUAGCAGCAAUAACAGUAACAACAAAUGGCAGCACGGCAAUAAAAGUGUCGCAGCCCCGCUGGUUGGCGGAGGCGCCACAACUGGCGAACAGACAGAGAGCCAGAACACGAGCGCCUCUCGGAGGAGCCAGACACCGCCGCGGACAGAGCAGGUCGUGAUGACGCCCCGAGGCAAGACAGCCAACAGCACGGUGAUCCUCAUCGAGAGGAAGCUGGUGGACGAGAUCAACGACCGGGUGCACGUGGCCGGCGGCGAUCACACGGGCAUCAUCAUCAACAAGGACACGGUCGCCGGGCAGAAGAGCGCCAGCAAGGCGGCCGCCCUCUCGCUGGAGUUUCGGGUGUUCCUCGUCAGCGCCAAUACGGGCAAGCACUCGCAGGAGUCGCGCACGCUGCGCUUUUGGUUCCGCGAUUGGCUGACCAACGACGAGAAGCAGGCCCACAUUGCCCAGGACUUCUUCAAGGAGCUCGUCAGUCCGCAGGACUUUCCCAGAGACUAUGUGGGCUUCAUCAAGAAGAUCAUGAAGCUGAUGCAGCACGGAUACUCGGAGAUCCAGUCGAUCGAGAUCGAGCUGCGGAUCCUGGAGCAGACAUCGGCCCCGCCAUCGCGUCCGCCUCGGGAUGGUUACAUCAUCUACUGCUACGGCGAUUGCAAUCGCAAGUUCGAGGAGGCGCUGCUGGCGCAGAGGAAAACAGUUUCUCUGGAGGAAUCGCAGUUCGAAUCUCCGCCGCUGACACAGGAGAAGGUGCUCGAGCUGAUCGAGCAGGCCUAUCCCAAUCCCGUUUCGCCCGAGGACCUGGCCAAGGACUACGGAUGGAGCGAGCAGGACGUACUGCUGGUCAUACAGUCGCUGCAGGAGCGGGGCCUGAUCAAGUCGAUGGAGUACAAUGCCUACACCCGCAUCCAUCACGAGGACAAGGAGAUCAAGGUGGUGAAACAGAUGCCGACGAUAGCCUCCAACAAGCAGCCGACGAUUGCCAUCAUCACGGCGCAGUACUGCGAGAAGCUGGCGGUGGAUGCGAUGCUCGAGAACAAGGAGACCUUCGUUCGCUACACCACAGUCGAUUCCGAUCCCAAUCUAACGAACACCCUAAGAAAAUCAAAAAAGAAACGAAGAUUUGGUGAAUCGAAUGUCUAUACCUUGGGCAACAUUGGGGCACACCGGAUAGUGAGCACAAAGCUACCGUCGGUUGGCAGCACCAGGGAGGCGAUGACUGCCACGGGCAACACGACCACACGGCUCCUGGGCACAUUCCAAAAGGUGGACUUUGUCUUCAUAGUGGGCGUCGCCGGCGGUGUGCCGCACUACACCGACUACAAGAAGCAUGUGAGGCUGGGCGAUGUGGUCAUCUCGUACGUGGACAAACAGCGGGCACUCCUAAGCAACAGCAAGGAGAAGCCGUAUGUGUAUUUGUACAAGAGCGGCGAGGAUGUGAAGACCUAUUUUCCGAUCAACGACUCACUGCAGCAGAUCGCCGAGAGUCUGCAGGCAAACAUGGAGCUGAAGCGUCCUUGGGAGAGCUAUCUGGGUCAGGCCCAGCAGACGCUCGCCCAGAAGACGGAGAGCGACUUCGGGCGGCCGGACCCCAAGACGGACAAGCUCUUCAUGAACAUCGGCAACAACGAGGUCAUCGAGGUGGCCCAUCCCAUUGCCGCCGACGAGGUGAACGGUGUGCCCCGCCUGCGGCUGCAUCUCGGUCCGAUUGGCUCUGGCCGGGAUCUCGUCCGCAGCGACGAUCUGCGCACCCAGUUUGCUCGCAAGUACGGCCUCCUGGCCACCGAUGUGGAGAUGAGCAGCGUCCUUGACAGCAUUAUCGGCAAUUGCCGCGAGAGCUUCAUUCUGGUCAAGGGCAUCUCCGACUACAAGGACGGCAUGUCCACCCGCAAGUGGCAGAACUUUGCCGCCCUUUCGGCAGCGGCAGUCGUCAAGUCGGUCAUCUGUGGCAUGGAUGCGCCCACCAAUGUCUGAGCGGUGGCAUUUCAUCUACACCUUCAUCCACUUCAGUUCAGUUCAGUUCAGACCAGUCCGAUCCGGUCCCCACUUCCCAUGCCUGUGCUUGUAUUUCAUUAUUUACCCAACGGCGGACACGGAAAUGGAAGCGAAAGAGGGGUUUUUUUUGGGAAAUGGGCUGGAGGGAGGACUUCACCUGGUAAACCAAAAUGUAUGGCAAUCGUGGGAUGCGUGCUCGAUUGCAUUACGAUUAUAAUAUGUAUGUUUGAGUAAUAUUGUAUGUAUUAAAUAAUUUCUUGUUA